This is a messenger RNA of Cylas formicarius (sweet potato weevil), 524 nucleotides long. RefSeq names its product putative acyl-CoA-binding protein. The transcript has 3 exons. Gene Ontology annotation, molecular function: fatty-acyl-CoA binding. Lineage: Eukaryota; Metazoa; Arthropoda; Insecta; Coleoptera; Brentidae. The record is from RefSeq and is a predicted model, not a curated record. The coding region runs from base 138 to 395 and encodes 85 amino acids. Gene Ontology annotation, biological process: fatty acid metabolic process.
AGGUCAACUUUUCCUGCCAGGUGCAUUGUAACAUUAAUAAAUUAUAAGUUAAGAACUUCCAAGUUUAUAUAAAAGCGAACACCGCCAUUCUAUAUCAUACGAAUUUCAGAAAUUGUAUUGGAAGAGUGAAGAAAACCAUGUCCUUAGAAACGCAAUUUCAGUCAGCUGCAGAUCAGGUUAGGAAAUUUUCAAAAAAACCAUCCGAUUCAGAUAUGUUGGAGAUAUACGCCCUGUAUAAGCAAGCGACAUCGGGAGAUGUCAAUACACCGAAACCUGGAGAUGCAACCGGCAAAGCCAAAUGGGACGCCUGGAGCAGCAAGAAAGGCCUGGACAGCAACGCAGCCAAAGAAAAAUAUAUCGCAAAAGUGCAGAUCUUAGCUCCGAAAUUUGCAUAAAAAAUUAAAAAUGUUGUAAUAACUUGGGAGGGUUGUUACGUUUAGUUUUAAUUAGGGUCCGCCUACAUGAUUGAUAAUUACUAAUAUAUUUAAGUGCACUUUAUGUUUUAUUUUCCCAUAUCGUCGAAG